AACCUGAUAUGCAUCUUUGUUGUCUAUGAAAAGCCAUCUCAAUCCAUAAAUAACAACUGCAAACCAAUGCCAAUCCCACUUGUGACUUGUCCUCCUCUCAUUGCAUAUCUUUCUUUCCAUAUUCUUAAUCAGAUAUCCAUAAUUUCACUAUCCUUUGCUUCAUCUUUAUUCCUCCAUCAAUAAUGGAACUCAUACCAUCACUACCUACCUCUUCUCCGUUAUUGCAGUUCUUCAUCAACCGCGUCUGUUUUUCUUAUCUACUCUUCUCAAUGAUCACCAUCAUCCUCUUCCUCAUCAUCAUCAUCGCAAUCGCGCGUCUGUUAAAGAGCUUUUUCUGCAGCUGCGAAACGUGCCAGACAUACCUCACUUCAAGCUGGUCCGAAACCUUCGACAACCUCUGCGACUGGUACGCUCACCUCCUCCGAAACUCGCCGAACAAAACCAUCCACAUCCACGUUCUUCGGAACACGAUCACCGCCAACGCGGAGAACGUGGAGUACAUACUCAAGACUAAGUUUGAAAACUUCCCCAAGGGAAAACCCUUCUCUGCGAUCCUCGGUGACUUUCUCGGCAAAGGAGUCUUCAACGUCGACGGCGACGCGUGGCGUUUCCAGAAGAAGAUGGCGAGCCUACACCUCAACAACAACUCCGUAGUAGCCUCCUUCGCCUUCGAAAUCGUCAACGACGAAAUCAAGAACAGGCUCACCCCGCUUCUUCUAAUGAACCAGAAAAACGGCGUCGUGCUGGACCUGCAAGACGUGUUCCAGAGAUUCUCCUUCGACUGCAUUUGCAGAUUCUCCUUCGGGCUGGACCCAGAUUUCUGUCUAGAAUCUGGGUCCAUGCUCGUGUUUGCGAAAAGCUUCGAUCUUGCGUCGAAGCUUUCCGCGGAGAGGGCGACAGCUGUGUCGCCCUACGUCUGGAAGGCGAAGAGGCUGUUGAACCUGGGAAGCGAGAAACGGCUCAAGAAAGCCCUUAGAGUGAUUAACGCGCUGGCCAAAGAGGUGAUAAAGCAAAGGCGCGAAAAGGGUUUCUCCGAAAACAAAGAUUUGUUGUCAAGAUUCAUGAACACGAUCCACGACGAUGACACGUAUUUACGAGACGUUGUCGUGAGUUUUUUAUUGGCGGGUCGUGACACCGUGGCUUCGGCACUCACGAGCUUCUUUUAUCUCUUGGGGAAGCACCCUGAAGUUGAAUCGUUGAUUCGCGAUGAAGCAGAUCGCGUAAUUGGGCAUGACAAGGAUCUCACAAGCUUCGAAGAGCUUAAGCAAUUGCACUAUUUGCAAGCUGCGACACACGAAAGCAUGAGGCUUUUUCCACCGAUUCAGUUUGACUCAAAGUUUUGCUUGGAGGACGAUGUGUUACCCGAUGGGACAAAAGUGGAGAGUGGAACUAGGGUUACUUACCACCCCUACGCGAUGGGGAGGUUGGAGGAGAUAUGGGGUUGUGAUUGUUUGGAGUUUCGGCCACAAAGGUGGCUGAAGGAUGGGGUGUUUCAACCCAUGAAUCCGUUCGAGUACCCGGUUUUUCAAGCGGGGUUGAGGGUGUGUGUAGGGAAGGAAGUGGCUCUGAUGGAGAUGAAGAGUGUGGCAGUUUCGUUGCUGAGGAAGUUCCACAUCGAGUUGCUGGCACCCUUGUCUUUUGGGAACCCUCGCUUCUCUCCGGGGCUCACUGCCACUUUUAGUUUUGGCCUUCCCGUGAUGGUUCGUGAAAGAGGAACUACAACAACCACCAAACCAUCAAAAGGAGUCUAAUUCCAUUGAUUGAUAAAAAAGUCUUGCUGGUGGUUUUUGACUGUGUAUGUCGAUAUUGCUCAGUGGAUCCGACAAUAAUAAUUUAGUGCGCCACGAAAGCUGUGAAAUAUUAGUGUGUGUGAUUAUCUGUCUGAAUAUGUAAAAAUUAAAUCUGCAAUGUUGAUAAACAGCUUUAUAUAUAUGAU
Molecule: messenger RNA, 1936 nt
Organism: Glycine soja
Lineage: Eukaryota; Viridiplantae; Streptophyta; Magnoliopsida; Fabales; Fabaceae
Product: cytochrome P450 94C1-like
Exons: 2
Coding region: 183-1751 (522 amino acids)
Molecular function (GO): heme binding; iron ion binding; monooxygenase activity
Source: RefSeq, a predicted model, not a curated record